GUGCGCGUUACGUUUAUGUCGGAGAUUCGCCCCCUCGGAAUCGUGAGCAGUGUGGCCAUAUUCUACCCUCUGAUAAGAGAGCAUUGAUAGUGGGAAUACCGUGAGAGAAACACGAAAACGCUAUGUCUGCUAUAACGGAAGGAAGGGUGCGGGAACCAGGUUUUAGCAAUAAGAUCACACCGGCCACCAGAUCAAUUGGGUUAGAUGCCCCGGUUGGUGCAUCGCAAUGGAAGGCCAGCUCGGCGGAUGCAGCCUCACAAAAGAAGAACACUGCACCCGCUGCGGAGCCCAGCAUUCUGAGCCCGCCUGCACCCAAAGUGCAUCUGCCUCCAUUAGAAUCCCAGCGGAUACAGGUUGCUGUACGGGUCCGUCCACUCCCCAAUCUGAAGCCCCAUCGAUCAGCGCGCCAGGUUUCGCAGUCAUGCACAGGAACAAGGGGCCCCAAAACUCCAACAUCACGCAGAGUGUCGACUGCGGCGUCAAUUGCACCAUCGCCAUCUCCAACCCCAUCGGUCCAACCGCCUGCACCCACCAAUCCUUUGGCAAAAGAGCCAUGCAUCAGCAUCGGGACAUCACAGCCGGAUUCCCUGGGAAUAGCGGAUCCGUCUGGGAGGCGUGGAAGUAAGGAAUUUGCUUUCGACGCUGUGUUUGCAGAUCAGGACGAUACCACUUGUGUAUAUGAGAGGAUGGUGAAGGGGUUGGUGGAAAAGUGUCUUGAGGGUUACAAUGGAUGCGUCUUCGCAUAUGGUCAAACCGCUAGUGGGAAGACAUACACCAUGGAGGGAUACAAACCCACUCCAUUAGAUCCUCCUCCAUCCGCACCCGAACAACGCGGAAUCAUGCUCCGGGUCGCUGCAGACAUCGUGGACCACAUCCGAAGAACCAACGAGGAGGAAGCCUCGAGCAAGUCGGAAGAUGUCACCUCGUUUUGCGUCAAAGCGACGUAUCUUGAGAUCUACCAGGAGACUCUGACUGACUUGCUUUGCGAUAAGGACGGGCAAGCGGAUCUUCGAAUUCGCAUGGAUCCGGACUCGCUUUCCGGGCGUGAGCUGUAUGUGCAGGGCCUGACAGAGCGUGAGGUUGUAGAUAUCGAGGACUACGUCCGGGUGGCACAAGUCGGGGCUAAAAGGCGCACAGUCGGGGAGACAAACAUGAACGAAGCCUCAUCACGCUCCCACGCCGUCUUCACGCUCAUCAUCGAGCAAAUCCAACGAAGGCGAGGAGGCACCCUCCCAGAGGACAUCGGCGCCCGCAAACGGUCGAAAAUCCACCUUGUUGACUUGGCAGGAUCAGAACGGGCGAAAGACACCGGCGCCGUUGGGACACGGUUAAAAGAAGGGGGCAGCAUCAAUCAGUCGCUGCUCAGCCUCGGGAAUGUCAUCUCCGCGCUCUCGGCGCCUACGCGAGCGAGUAACCACGUCUCGUACAGGGAUAGCAAGUUGACGUACUUGUUAUCCGACUCGCUGGGCGGAAAUGCUUUGACGGUCAUGAUUGCAUGUAUAAGUCCGGCUGGAAGUUGCUAUGAGGAGACGAUGAGCACCCUUCGCUUUGCGGAAAGGGCGAAGAAGGUCAAGCUGCGGGCUACCGUCAACAUCGAUAUGCAGUCUCUCAGAAUCCUGGCUCUGGAAUCCGAGAUAUCCCAUCUCCGCUCUAUGCUCGCUUCUUCCUUCACCGACCCCAGUUUCCAUCCAACAAGCAAGAAGGAUGCCGGCACGUCUAUGCGGAGGUCCACCGGAGUCGACGCCGAAACAUCGCCCAUGGAGAAUAAACGAUCACCAUGGGCAAAGCUCAAGAUCGCUUUCAAAAAGGCUUAUGCAAACGCCUCUGGGGCCCUGAAGGUGCGGCCGCCUUCACUGCCCGAGGUGCCCAAUGUUGGGCGGCGUGUCAGCGAGUGGGCGAAAGGAGUGGCUCAUAUCAAUCAAAAGGGGAAAGUGAUACCUGUAGAUUCGUCGUAAUGUUUGGUAUAUGUUUGUUCCUUGUAUCAUACUUGUCGAUCAUGGCGUGUUAAAAAACGUAUGCCGCAUGUGCGAGCAAAAUUCCCCGCUUAUGAGCUCGGAAAGGGUCAUCUUGAGACAUUCACCUCCUGUUGUACGGCGAGUUCAGGUUGAUAGAAGAACUAAAGGAAAAGUG
This is a messenger RNA of Fimicolochytrium jonesii, 2130 nucleotides long. RefSeq names its product P-loop containing nucleoside triphosphate hydrolase protein. NCBI's taxonomy places the organism in Eukaryota, Fungi, Chytridiomycota, Chytridiomycetes, Spizellomycetales, Powellomycetaceae. Gene Ontology annotation, molecular function: microtubule binding; microtubule motor activity; ATP binding. The transcript has 5 exons. Bases 123 to 1955 code for a protein of 610 amino acids. The record is from RefSeq and is a predicted model, not a curated record. Gene Ontology annotation, biological process: microtubule-based movement; mitotic spindle organization.